AUGGUCAGUGACUUCAAGAGGAAUGACGUAAUAUACCACUGGCUAUCAGAAGUUGUCCCGCGAAAUGUCCACCUUCCCCCCAACUCUCUCGCUCACAACUCUGCUUUUAUACAGCGAGAAGAUUCAUCCAAUACGAAACAGAACAACGGUCUGCAAGCUGCAAGCAACAAGGGGAGGGAGGGUGGUUGCGACAGAGGACGAAUCGCCGAAAGCAACCAAGCUCCCCAGAUAGAACGUGAGAAAUAUUUCACAAUUUCGGAGCUUCUAGCCUUUAUAGCAACGAUGAAUGCAGAUAAAGAGGCUCGAAAGAACGCUGCUACUAUGCAAAACUUGAACAAAAUUACACGAGAGUCCCAGCAGCAGAUGCCUUGCGCACACCCACGUGUUCCCAGCGAUGCACUCAAAGACGCAACCUUGCCUCCCCCAAAGGAAUUCAGUGUGGCACCUGCUGCAGGGAAUCUGCUUCCGUUUACAACUGGAGAUAAUGUUAUAGAUCCUUAUGUGUCCGUUGCAGAAAGUGUCCGUCCUAAGAGUACCACUGCUCAAUCUCCUGUUACUGUAUCACAUCUUGAUACAACAGUGGCAAAUCACGAUUCAAGAAAUUUUAACCCGCCAGUGCCUAAUGAGAUGCUUAGAAGUGCCUAUGAUCGUCGUCCGAGGCACAAGACUCGGCUCGACAAAUAUGAACUCAAGGGUAUAGUCCCCUCAGCGAUGCCAUCAGAUUCAACGGGGGUGGCCGGCACGUCAUCGGCAUUGAAGAGAGGGAAAAAGAGAAACGGAAUUAGCACCAAGAAUACUCCCAACGACGCAAGCGCUCUGUUGACUUCACCAUACUCUACAGGGGUAAUCAAGAAACCAGAAGUCCGUAAAGGGGGGAAGAGGAAAGACAAUAGCCUUGUGAAUAAUUUCAAGGCGCCAAAUGUUGCUCAAGAACGUCUUAGUCUACCGAUUAACCCAAGUGUGGGAUUCCUUAACAAAGCUCGAGUCGGACGGGGUGUGCCUGACCUCAGCUUUUCAGGGAUGGGCUUUCUGUCAAAUAGCACUAAGCGCCCGAGUGAGUCAGAGCCAAACGAACAAACCUGUGCAAAGAGGGCACGGGAAGGUAACGACUCUGGGGAGACCAUAUCUCAAUAUUUCUCACGCCACCCAGAGGUACAACCUUUGCCCAACCUCCCUGCAGUUGAAGAUUGUUCCCAGAGAGCCCCACAGCCGCUCAGCACCUUUCUCUCAAAUCCUAAACUUAAUUCAAAUCAGUCAAGAGGCACCGAACCGGUGCCCCCAGACCAAAACAUACAUUCAUUCGUCUCCAACAUACCUGCAAAUUCUUUCCGUGAUGCUAGUGUGAACCCAGCGGAAUCUACCUCGAAUCCUUUGAGGAGACAAAUCAAUCGACCAACAACUUGGCUAUCUCAAGCUGAAUUUCGUGCCCCUGGUAGCAGCCAUGAAACAGGGCCUGCGUGGGACCCUACCAAUAUUGCAAUUCUCGAUCACUAUGGACGGGUUCUACAACAUACGGCGAAGUUGUUAAGUCACAAAAACAGGUUGCAGAUUAACGCUGAAGUGGACAAAGAGUACCCAAUGUCUAAGUUGGUCUCUCAAACUCCAAUCAAGAGGGGGGCGCGAGGGGAAGAAGCGGUCAUCAAAGAGCAGAAUCGCUUUUUAUCUCAAUUCUGCUCCGUAUUUGAGUCCGACUACACAGCCUCCAGCGACAUUGCCGAAGAGUGUGAUGAUUUAAAUGCUGCAAAUGGUGCCGCCUCUAAAGAUGAACUUAACAUUCCAGCUCCAGCGCCCUUUUCCUGGGAGAGUACUCAUUUGCCUGCCGCACCUGAUGAUAUUCAACGAUCGCCAUCUCCUGGAGAGAGAAGUAGGAUUCCAAAAGAAAAGCAACGUGCCGUUUCAAGUUCGAAUUCCAAUCACCAAGUUGCCACUCAUCCUGCGUCGAAUACCAACACACAUCAGCUUAUUAUGCACGGCCGCCAUAGCCCCUCUGAGUCGUUUCCCUCAUCAGUCUCUCGUUCCAACAACACUGGUCAGCAUUCAUCUAGAGUCAAGCCAAAUAGUAAUGCACACGAACCUGAACAAAAUAGAGCGUCGAGAACCAUUCAGAUAUCAGCGCUGACUUCUUCUAAGUCGAACCACCAACUAAUUAGACGAAAUCUGGAAAAUCCUAUCCAAUACGAGAGAGAACCAGAUAUGGGGAAUGGAAUUCCUGUGGUACACCAGACAACUGUCCGUGGGCAUAAUAAUGCGCGGGAUUUUAAUGAUUGUAAUUUUGAAGCCAAUGGAGCGACUCAUGUUGAACAAAACUCUUGGAAUCCCACAUGCCCUCAGUUGUGGAGUACGCGAGGACCCUCUCCGAUACACCAUUCGAAUGCACAAGGACAGACGGAUUGCAUUCCGUACGGUUCGACGAGACUGGACGAACGGCAAACAGGUUCCAUUAUCAAUCGUGAACCUGGGUACAAUUCCAUAAGAGUGAUUAAUCCCAUCCAAAACAAAAUCCAUCUUUCAUCACACUCGGCUCAGCUGCUCUAUUCCAAAGGGCAGGAUACUUGUAAAAGAGAAUUUACAGCGAAUGGAAGCAGCCCAUCACACAGUAUUACGAGGAACAUUGAAUGGCCGUUUUACGCUCAUGCUAACGGUGAAAGUCAUCCAGAAACGCCGACGUCAAGCAUACGAAGUGGGCGCUCAAAUAACCAGAAUUUCGACGCAGAUUGGGUAUCUGAAAACCGUCCGGCAAGAUUCGUUGGACACCAUCCUCCAUUAGACCAAUUUUGUAACAAUCAAAAUGGUCAUCAAAACUCCAACUCCCUACAAGCUACACCUAGAUCGGCCAUUACCAUCCUUUCAAAUUCUCCUUGGCGCCAUCACCACAUCACGACUUGGACACCCUCUCACACAACUUAUCCCUCGCAAAUUGUUCCAGACCUGCACUCCAAUUUUACUCAUCCGGGCUUAUUUCCACGGGUAAACGAAGUUAUGUCGCCUCCACCGAACUUUCUCACUCUCCCAUUCUCUCACCCAAAUAGACUAUAUUGA
This is a messenger RNA of Paracoccidioides lutzii Pb01, 3039 nucleotides long. RefSeq lists its product as hypothetical. The record is from RefSeq and is a predicted model, not a curated record. Bases 1 to 3039 code for a protein of 1012 amino acids. The transcript is spliced from 5 exons.